This is a messenger RNA of Vigna umbellata (rice bean), 1455 nucleotides long. The record is from RefSeq and is a predicted model, not a curated record. NCBI's taxonomy places the organism in Eukaryota, Viridiplantae, Streptophyta, Magnoliopsida, Fabales, Fabaceae.
AUGGAAGAAACGAAGUGGGUGGUCCAAAUCAACGAGGAGCUCAAGAAUGAUGGUAUCUCAGCAGUGUAUGAAAAGGAGCAAUGGCAGAGGCAUUCCAUAUACAAGAUACCUUCACGAGUCACUGCAUUGAACGAAAGGGCGUACAAGCCUCAAGCAGUGUCAUUUGGUCCUUAUCAUCAUGGGGAAGAGCAUUUGAAGGACAUGGAAGAUCACAAGCAUCGAGCUCUGCUCCAUUUUCUCAAGAGGUGCAAAAAGCCUAUUGAGCUUAUCUUCCACUGCAUGGAUCAAGUGGUUGAAGAGUUGAGAGGCUCGUACAAUCCACUGGAUGAAAUCUGGAUGCAGGACAGAGCAAGGUUCGUGCAGAUGAUGAUUGUUGAUGGGUGUUUCAUGUUGGAGAUUCUGAGAGCCAAUGAUGGUGUUCCGGAUGAUUAUGCAGACAAUGAUCCUGUGUUUGGACAACACGGGAAACUUAAUGUGGUGCCAUAUAUCAAACGUGACAUGCUUAUGCUCGAGAAUCAGUUGCCCUUCACGGUUCUUCGUAUAUUGAUUGAGCUUGAGAAUGACACAAACCAGGGAGAAGACUUACUGUUGAAGCAAAUGUUGAAGUUCUUCUCCGCAGGCACACCUGAAACAAGAACCCUAGGCAAAUGCACGCACGUGUUGGACGUCUACAGAAAGAGCCUCAUCUACCAAGGACCCACUCACCGAACUCGAGUCUCCAAACCAAAACGCAGAAGAAGGUUCCACGACGACGACGAGAUCAUCCGCUCCGCAACAGAGCUCCAGGACGCCGGAAUCCGCUUCAUGAAAAGCCGCACACACAGCCUCGGCGACGUCUCCUUCGGCGGCGGCGUGCUUCGGCUCCCAAUCCUAGUGUUUGACGACACCACCGAGUACAUGUUCCUGAACCUGAUCGCCUUCGAGCGGCUCCAUGCUGAAGCAGGAAACGACGUCACCUCGUACAUAUUCUUCAUGGACACCAUCAUAGACAGCGAGAUGGACGUGGCGCUUCUACACCGGAACGGCAUUCUGGUGAACGCUCUCGGCAGCGAUAAGGCGGUUGCGAAGCUGUUCAACUCGCUUUCGAAGGACACUGCUGUGGAUCCGCAUGGAGUUUUAGAUGUGGUGAGGAUGAGCAUGAGUAACUACUGCAAGAAACCAUGGAACAUGUGGCGCGCAAAUCUCAUUCAAACCUACUUCAGAAACCCUUGGGCUAUUGUAUCGCUUGUUGCUGCGGUUUUUCUCUUCGCCCUUACCAUUAUCCAAACCGUUUACACCAUUGCUCAGUUUUAUCAACCUUCAACUCCUAACUCCUCCUCCUUCGUCAAACCUUCUCCAAAACCAUGGCACCGACCCUGAUUCAUUCAUAUUCGUCACUGCUUCAGCUUAAUUAUUCUUUGUUUUUAUCUUUUCUCCCCGUUCAACUUUUAUUUAUUCUAAAUCAUUACUUUUCAU